Molecule: messenger RNA, 636 nt
Organism: Fusarium musae
Lineage: Eukaryota; Fungi; Ascomycota; Sordariomycetes; Hypocreales; Nectriaceae
Exons: 2
Coding region: 1-636 (211 amino acids)
Source: RefSeq, a predicted model, not a curated record
AUGGCUCUACGACUUUAUCGAGUUCCUCCAGAGGCUCAAGAUGAAAAUGGAAAACCGCUGUUAAACGACCCACUCAGCGAGUCAUAUCUUCUGCGCGAAUAUCCGGUGGCUGCAGCGGCUAAACUGACCGAAUAUGGCCUCACCACUAUACCCGACGCCCGACUGCUCGAGCUUUUGGAGAUGGAUCUGGAUAGCCCGAAGCCGAGGAUGCACACCAGCACCUCGAGGGAUUGGCAAAUUGCCACGUCGCGUCUCCCCACAAAGUUGCUCACCAACGAUGAGCGAGUUGACAAGCUAAAGUCAUUUCCUAUCGUGCAGCUGCGGGACGGUAGCUGGACGUCCGCGGCUUCCAGGCCAGUAUAUUUUCCUAACUCAGAACACAGUGCUAUCCCUGAGUCGUUGAAGUUCGGGGAUGUGGCUCUAUUCGCAACAUUCCAACCUGGACGAAGAACGUUAUAUGGAAAACUCGGAGUGAUUCAGCCCACAGCCAAGGAAGUCAGACAGAAGAUCCUGGACACUUUCAAAUCAGCUGAAACUUUACUACUUGACGACGUCUACGAGUAUCUUCGCUACCUAUACCUGACACAUCAGUCUUUCAAUCUUGUCACUCCCAUGAACAGCCCUAUGGUGACGUGA